ACCCCUCACUGCAUCACUCUAUAGGGAGCUAUGGUUUCUCCCAACCGUUUAGUUGCUUUAUCUCUCUCUUUACUUCUUCUAACUCUGCUUCUGUAUGCAGCUGGGGUUAGUUCUUCUUCCACAAACGCCACUAAAAUUGGCCAGGGCUAUCGCCUUAUCUCCAUUGAAGAAUCUCCUGAUGGUGGCCUUGUGGGUAUCCUUCAAGUGAAGCAAAAGACCAAGAUUUAUGGCCCUGAUAUUCCCCUCCUACGCUUCUAUGCCAAGCAUGAGACAGAUAACCGUUUGAGGGUACACAUAAGUGAUGCAGAGAAGCAAAGGUGGGAGGUUCCCUACAACCUUUUACCAAGGGAGCAACCACCACCUUUGACUCAGACCAUUGGAAGGUCAAGGAAGAACCCAAUUUCAGUGUCUGAGUACUCAGGUUCUGAGCUUCUGUUCAGCUACACUUCAGACCCUUUUAGCUUCGCAGUGAGAAGGAAGUCCAGUGGUGAGACCCUUUUCAAUUCUGCCUCUGAUGGUUCAGACCCUUUUAGUUCUCUUGUGUUUAAGGACCAGUACCUUGAGAUUUCUACCAAAUUGCCUAAAGAUGCUUCUUUGUAUGGUUUGGGAGAGAACACACAGCCACAUGGGAUUAAGUUGUACCCUAAUGACCCUUACACUUUGUACACUACUGACAUAUCAGCCAUUAAUCUCAAUGCUGAUUUGUAUGGAUCACACCCUGUGUACAUGGAUCUCAGAAAUGCAGGCGGCAAGGCUUCUGCACAUGCUGUUCUGCUGCUGAAUAGCAAUGGAAUGGAUGUUUUCUACAGAGGAACUUCUCUGACAUACAAGGUCAUUGGAGGCGUAUUGGAUUUUUACUUCUUUUCUGGGCCUAGUCCUUUGAAUGUUGUUGAUCAGUACACUUCCCUCAUUGGAAGACCAGCUCCAAUGCCUUACUGGGCUUUUGGAUUCCACCAAUGCAGAUGGGGAUAUCACAAUCUAUCAGUAGUAGAAGAUGUUGUGGAGAACUACAAGAAGGCUCAAAUCCCUCUUGACGUGAUCUGGAACGAUGAUGAUCACAUGGAUGGGCACAAGGAUUUCACACUAAAUCCAGUCAACUACUCUCGUCCAAAACUUUUAAACUUCCUGGACAGGAUACACAGCAUUGGCAUGAAGUACAUUGUCAUUAUUGACCCUGGAAUUGAUGUUAACUCCAGUUAUGGUGUAUAUGAAAGAGGCAUAGCGAGCGAUGUUUUUAUCAAGUAUGAGGGCGAACCCUUCUUGGCUCAAGUUUGGCCAGGGGCAGUAAAUUUUCCUGAUUUUCUCAAUCCAAAGACGGUUUCUUGGUGGGGUGAUGAGAUCCGUCGCUUCCAUGAACUUGUCCCUGUUGAUGGCCUGUGGAUUGACAUGAAUGAAGCUUCAAAUUUCUGUUCUGGAAAGUGCAAAAUUCCUAAAGGAAAGCAGUGUCCAAGCGGAACAGGACCUGGAUGGAUAUGCUGCUUGGAUUGCAAGAACAUUACCAAAACACGGUGGGAUGAUCCUCCAUACAAAAUCAAUGCCUCAGGAAUUCAAGCUCCAAUUGGCUUCAAAACAAUAGCCACUAGUGCCGUCCACUACAAUGGCGUGUUGGAGUAUGAUGCUCACAGUAUUUAUGGUUUCUCUCAAUCCAUUGCAACUCACAAGGCCCUUCAAGGGCUUCAAGGCAAAAGGCCUUUUAUUUUGUCUCGGUCAACCUAUGUGGGUUCAGGCAAAUAUGCUGCACAUUGGACUGGCGACAAUAAGGGCACGUGGGAGGACUUGAAGUACUCAAUAUCUACAAUGCUCAAUUUUGGCAUAUUUGGGGUGCCAAUGGUGGGUUCAGAUAUAUGUGGGUUCUAUCCACAACCUACUGAAGAACUAUGCAAUAGAUGGAUAGAAGUAGGGGCUUUCUACCCUUUCUCAAGGGAUCAUGCAAACUACUACUCCCCUAGACAGGAGCUUUACCAAUGGCAAACAGUGGCUCAGUCUGCUAGAAAUGCUUUAGGUAUAAGGUAUAAGCUACUCCCGUAUCUUUACACCCUAAACUAUGAGGCUCAUGUUAGUGGAGCCCCAAUUGCCAGACCUCUUUUUUUCUCAUUUCCAACUUACACUGAAUGUUACGGCCUCAGCACUCAGUUCUUGCUAGGAAGCAGUCUCAUGAUUUCUCCAGUGCUUGAGCAGGGAAAAACACAAGUGAAAGCACUCUUCCCUCCUGGUAGCUGGUACAGUUUGCUUGAUUGGACACACACCAUUACAUCAAAGGAUGGAAUUUAUGUUACCCUCGAUGCUCCUCUACAUGUGGUCAACGUGCAUUUGUAUCAGAAUACCAUUCUCCCAAUGCAGCAAGGUGGAAUGAUCUCCAAGGAUGCUAGAAUGACACCCUUCAGCCUCAUUGUAACCUUCCCCUCGGGUGCAACCGAAGGAGAGGCAAAAGGAAACCUUUUCCUAGACGACGAUGAAUUGCCAGAGAUGAAGCUUGGAAGUGGCUAUUCAACCUACAUUGAUUUCCAAGCAACUGUGAGUCAAGGAGCUGUGAAAGUUUGGUCACAAGUCCAAGAGGGCAAGUUCGCAUUAGAUAAAGGUUGGGUUAUUGAUUCUAUUUCUGUCUUGGGAUUAGAAGGAAGUGGAGCAGUGUCUGAACUUGAGAUAGAUGGAAAACCACUGAUGAGUUUCUCAAAUGUGAGGGUCAGCACAUCAGAACAUGAGCACUUGAAUGGUGAGGCAGAUGGAGAAAGGAAAACUGUGAUGGUUGCGUUGAAGGGCUUGAACAUCCCAGUGGGUAAAAACUUUGCCAUGACCUGGAAAAUGGGGUGAUAGGUUGAGUGGUUUAAUGUUAUUUGUGAUUUUGUAACUUUGUUGUGUUAUUUUUUCUUUUCUACAAUUCUUGUAGGCGUUGUGAGGGAUAAGAGAUGAGCUAUAAUUGUGCUCGUCCUUUUUCAUUAUGACAAGCCAAGGCAAGGCGAUCUGAAUGUUUUUAUGUUAGUUUUUAUGAUAGUUAGAUGAAACUUCUUCUCAAAAGUGAUUUAGAAUUAUCCAUUCCAUGCCACCCUCCAUGCUUCGCUCAAUAUACUAGUAUAUUAAUUUACCCGAACGUGAAGAAGCUAAUUAUUAUGCUUUUAUAUUUUAAUGUGGAUGCUUAGAUAUUUACAUGAUUUAUCUUUCUCUUUCAAUAUAAAUCUACAAUAAUAAGAAAAACUAUUCUU
This is a messenger RNA of Abrus precatorius (Indian licorice), 3200 nucleotides long. Its product is annotated as alpha-xylosidase 1. Gene Ontology annotation, molecular function: carbohydrate binding; hydrolase activity, hydrolyzing O-glycosyl compounds. The record is from RefSeq and is a predicted model, not a curated record. NCBI's taxonomy places the organism in Eukaryota, Viridiplantae, Streptophyta, Magnoliopsida, Fabales, Fabaceae. Bases 31 to 2811 code for a protein of 926 amino acids. The transcript has 3 exons. Gene Ontology annotation, biological process: carbohydrate metabolic process.